AUGGAUCAACAAGCUGUGCCGGGUCGCGGCCGGUCCCCAUCUGCCGGCCAUCAGCAUCCGAAUAUAAGAAAUAGCCACUCGCCUUCGCCUCAUCCAUAUCAGUCACCGGAACCCAGUAUUGGUCUUGGACUCGGCUUGGAUAACUCCGUCAUAAACGUUCCACAGUUCACUCCAAACGACUUCAGCAACUUCAACCCCAGCAACAACGGUAGCAAUCAGUUCUUGGAUACCACCCGGGCGCAAGCAUACUCAAGCCAGGGUAUUCCCGACACGAGUUCCUUCAACGCGACACAGGGCUUCAACCAGUCCUUUGACGCGCAGAACCUCCUACCGAUAGCCCCCGAGUUCAAUAACAACGGGGACUUCUCUCUCUUUCCUCCGACUACCCAGGGAGAUCAAUUCGCUACCCCCCUCUUCAACAACGAUCCCGCGAUCGGCACACCAGAUCUCACCAGCAUGACUUCACCUCAGACACAUCACACACCGACGCCGCCGCACAUGCUUCAGUCGCAACCACACCAGAUGGGAUCGGCGCAUCAGUCGCCUUCAUUCAACCAACACCAGUUCCAAUCGAGUCCGCACUCGCGAAACGUCUCGGCUUCGCUCACGCCGGGCGCGGCAUUCAGCAUCACAGGACAGCAAGAUUGGACGCAGAUGCAAUUUCAGGGCCAUAGAAGGACACCAUCUGAAUACUCAGACGUAUCUUCUGCACAUCCCUCUCCCAGCUUGAUCGCGCAGGAAUCAUUUGAGCAGGCGCAUUCCGAACACGGUCAUUCGCCCAUGCAAAGGCCAGCAGAUAACUUCGAUUAUGGUGUUAGCUCUGGUCUGAACAACUUCAGCAUUUCCGAUCCUCACUUGGUCCAACAUGGCCGAAGUCCGUCGCAUAGUCCCGCUAUCUCUCCCCGCAUUAUGCCUCAGCAACUACCCGAUAUGGGCCAAUCACAAGGCUAUGCGCUUGCCCGUCCUGAACUCCACGGCUAUGUGAGCGCACCAGCGAUCGCAUACCCAACGAGCAGCUCCGAGGCGUUCCCUACGCUUCAAAGUGAUGGUAUGCCCGUCAUGGCCCCUCCUGCGAUCAACAUUGAUUUUGCCCCUAACUCAAGGCAAAACUCAUUUGAGCCUUCGAAACCGGCUUUGGACCAGGACUCCUUGACACCACCCGACAGAGGACGGCCAAGGUCUCGACAAAGAGCGGUUACGGACCCUUACAACAGUGGUGGGCCAAGUAUCUCUCGGCCCACGACACCUGGAAGCUUAUCUCCCCAUCUUGGUGUUGAGCGCGCGCGCAAUAGGUCAGGUUCUGACUCUUCGCGAUCGGUUUCGCCCGCCUCCCUUUCUCCGGGCGAUCGCUCGGGCAGUGCCAGUGCUGCUUCGAGGCGGCGGCAGUCAAUGUCUGCUGUUCCGAACAACGUAAUUGCAUUGAGGUUGGCAGAUCCGGAGUACCAAGCUGCUCAGGAUAGUGGAAACAGCAAGCGUGUGCAAAAGCAUCCAGCCACAUUCCAGUGUACAUUGUGCCCCAAGAGAUUUACGCGUGCAUACAACCUACGCUCUCAUUUACGAACCCACACAGAUGAGAGGCCAUUCGUAUGCACUGUCUGUGGAAAGGCGUUUGCGCGACAACACGACAGAAAGCGCCACGAAGGACUACACUCUGGAGAGAAGAAGUUUGUGUGCAAAGGUGAUCUUAAAGCCGGCGGACAAUGGGGUUGCGGCAGGCGGUUCGCUCGUGCAGACGCUCUCGGCAGACAUUUUCGGUCGGAAGCCGGUCGCAUUUGCAUAAAACCCCUCCUCGACGAGGAAAUGCUAGAAAGGCAGAGAGUCUGGCAUGAGCAGCGGAUGCAAAACAUGGCUCAGAAUAUGGCCGCGCAGCAAGCUGUCAUGGAUCCAAGCAUGUAUCAGCCAAUGGAUCCUAAUGGCGGUUUUACCCUUCCAGCUUCGCUACUAGCGCAAUAUCCUGCGCUCGCUCAGGUGAAUUGGCAAGCACAAGAUAUGGGUAACGUGGAAGACGAUAUUAGCGGCAGAUCUAGUUUUGAUGCCUCCGACUAUGAUGAAGGAGAUGACACCGGCUAUGUCAGUGCCCCGGGAACUGGUUUUGGCGAAGGCGGUUUACAGCAAAAUUUUGGAGAACAGGGUUACAUCAGUGACUAUGGUGGCAGGUAG
Truncatella angustata is the source of this 2160-nucleotide messenger RNA. RefSeq lists its product as uncharacterized. Gene Ontology annotation, molecular function: DNA-binding transcription factor activity, RNA polymerase II-specific; RNA polymerase II cis-regulatory region sequence-specific DNA binding. Lineage: Eukaryota; Fungi; Ascomycota; Sordariomycetes; Amphisphaeriales; Sporocadaceae. The record is from RefSeq and is a predicted model, not a curated record. Gene Ontology annotation, biological process: regulation of DNA-templated transcription. The transcript is spliced from 2 exons. Bases 1 to 2160 code for a protein of 719 amino acids.